This is a messenger RNA of Saccharomycopsis crataegensis, 684 nucleotides long. RefSeq lists its product as uncharacterized. The coding region runs from base 1 to 684 and encodes 227 amino acids. The record is from RefSeq and is a predicted model, not a curated record. NCBI's taxonomy places the organism in Eukaryota, Fungi, Ascomycota, Saccharomycetes, Ascoideales, Saccharomycopsidaceae. The transcript has a single exon.
AUGCAAUUCUUCAACCCUCUUGUCCUUUCUGCCUUUGCGGCCAUCGCUUCUGCCGAAACUGUUCACUCUUUUGUUGCCACUGUCACUAAUGUAGAAAGUUUUGUUCCGGUUGGUGCCGUCAUCAACUCCGCUGAUCAAUUAGUCUAUACCACUGUUGAAGGUGCAACCUCCACCUCGGUGUACACCAAUGGCCAAGGAUACAUCACAACCAGUAUUGAUGGAGGAUCUAUUGUCACCACUACUGCCGCCACCAACAUGGCUUCUGCUACCGUUACCGAAACCACCACUUUCGAAAACACUCAAAUCGUGUCAUUUGGUGAUUACUACACCACCACUACUUAUGAUAUCGAUGGAAAUGCUCACACCGCAUACGUGAAAGAAGAUCCAUUCAUUCAAUUCACUGAGACUUCUUGGGACUACAACGGAAAAGCCCACACUUUGUACUAUAGCGCCAGCACCCACGAUGGAACUACUAGUUUUGAAAUCAUUGAUGGUUCGGUUUCUGGGAUGUACGCUUCCUCUCCAACAACCGAUACCAGUUUGACCAGUUACACCUCGGGGGUUUACCCAUAUAGCACUGGUCUUGCCACUUCUCAAAACCACAAUGCUGCUGGUAGUUUGGCAGUUGGUGGGCUUGCUGGUAUGGCAGGAUUGGCUGGUGCUGCUGCUGCUAUGUUUUUGUGA